Phalaenopsis equestris is the source of this 1686-nucleotide messenger RNA. Its product is annotated as magnesium transporter MRS2-1-like. Lineage: Eukaryota; Viridiplantae; Streptophyta; Magnoliopsida; Asparagales; Orchidaceae. Gene Ontology annotation, cellular component: membrane. Gene Ontology annotation, biological process: magnesium ion transport; transmembrane transport. Gene Ontology annotation, molecular function: magnesium ion transmembrane transporter activity. The record is from RefSeq and is a predicted model, not a curated record. Bases 144 to 1430 code for a protein of 428 amino acids. The transcript is spliced from 5 exons.
UUGUAUGCAUCGAGGCCACAACAGACCGCCCCAUGGUCGCUCCCGUCUGAAUAAUUGCGCUGAACUUUCGUUCUCCCUUCGUUCUUUGGAUAUUGGAUCAGAUAAUACAAGCUCAAUCAAUCGAAGGAAACCCCAAUCCUCCCAUGGCGGAGGUUCGCGAGCGUCUCCUUCCCCCACGGCGGAUUUCAUCCGCUACAUCUAUCACUCACAACGACGCCCACUCCACCGCCGCCGUCCGUCGGCCUUUGUUCCAGGGCAUGGAUGUUCCGUGGUUAAAGAAGCGAGGGCAGGGCCUACGUUCGUGGAUCCGGGUUGAUGCGGCUACCGGUGGAUCGCAGGUGAUCGAGGUGGAUAAGUUUUCGAUGAUGCGGCGGUGUGAUCUGCCGGCGCGGGACCUUCGUUUGCUCGACCCACUCUUCUUGUAUCCCUCGACGAUCCUGGGGCGGGAAAAGGCCAUCGUCGUAAAUCUGGAGCAGAUUCGCUGUAUCAUCACCGCAGAUGAAGUCCUCCUUCUAAAUUCCCUCGACAGUUACGUUCUGCAGUAUGUCAACGAGUUGCAGCGUCGCCUCGCCGCGCAUUCCGGUGAUGGCUUUCAUGGAUGGUCUACUUCGCCGGACUACCUCCCUUUCGAGUUCCGUGCGCUAGAAGUCGCGCUUGAGGCCGCCUGCACGUUCCUUGAUACCCAGGCUGGUGAACUUGAAACUGAAGCAUACCCUUUGUUAGAUGAGUUAACAUCAAAGAUCAGUACUCUCAACUUGGAGAGAGUACGCCGUCUCAAAAGCAGACUUGUUGCAUUAACUAGGAGAGUUCAGAAGGUUAGGGAUGAGAUAGAGCAGCUAAUGGAUGAUGAUGGUGAUAUGGCUGAAAUGUAUCUUACAGAGAAGAAAAGUCGAUUGGAAGCCUCUUUCUUUGGUGAUCAGUCUUUACUUGGAUACAGUUCUACUGGUGCCGGCCUAUCGGUUUCUGCUCCAGUUUCUCCUGUUUCUUCUCCAACUAAUUCGCGGAAACUUGAGAAGGCAGUAAGCCUUUCUCGUAGCAGGCAUGAUAGUAUGAAGAGCUCUGAAAGCGAAAAAGAGAAUAUAGAGGGGUUAGAAAUGUUGUUGGAGGCUUAUUUUGUCGUUAUUGACAACACACUAAAUAAGCUUACUUCUCUGAAAGAGUAUAUUGAUGACACAGAAGAUUUCAUCAAUAUUCAGCUUGACAAUGUUAGAAAUCAGCUGAUCCAAUUUGAGCUGCUGCUCACUACUGGAACAUUUGUCGUCGCUAUCUUUGGGGUUGUUGCCGGAGUUUUUGGUAUGAACUUCGCCAUACCGUUGUUUGACAAUCCAAUUGCAUUUCAGUGGGUACUCGUUGUUACUGGAAUUUGCGGCAUCAUCAUCUUCUGUGGCUUCUUGUGGUAUUUCAAACACAGAAGACUAAUUCCUUUGUAGAAACACUGAUUUUUAAUUCUGCAUCAAAGCAGAUCUACCAAUUCAGUAAGAGGCAUCCUUUUUUGGCUUCCAUCAAUGUAUCAUCAUUCUUUUUAGCUUGUUACUGUUGUAAGUAAUGCCUUAAUAAUGCAUUAUAUGCUUUAUUAUGUGGCUGCUUGCAUUUCUAGCUCCUUUAUUUUAGCUUAGAUGCAUAUAUUAAAAGUGAUUUAUGCAUAGAGAUGCAUGUUUUUUUAGCUAGAAAUGUUAUUCAGGGACG